Molecule: messenger RNA, 2031 nt
Organism: Pecten maximus
Lineage: Eukaryota; Metazoa; Mollusca; Bivalvia; Pectinida; Pectinidae
Product: kelch domain-containing protein 4-like
Exons: 12
Coding region: 95-2005 (636 amino acids)
Molecular function (GO): protein binding
Source: RefSeq, a predicted model, not a curated record
CCGCAAAACGUAAAAAUCAUAAGCGUCAAAUUGACAUUGAGAUUAACCAUGUGGCUGCUAAAAUUCACGAAACCUCAACUUUGAAAGUGACAAAAUGGGUAAGAAAAAUAAGAAAGACAAGAAAGGAAAAGGGAAAGAGAAGACUGCACUAAAGACAGAACGGAAUGCAGAAAAAAAGGCGAAGAAAGAACUGGCAGAAAAGGGAGAGGAUGAUAUAGAGAAGCUGAUUGCCGAGUUUCAAAGCAAAGAUAAGAAGAGAGUUCAGGUUAUCGAGGAAAAAUGUGAUCCCCCAUCACCAAGAUGCAACAUGACAUUGUCAGCCCAUCCUACCAAGGAGGAGUUGAUCAUGUUUGGUGGAGAGUACUGCACUGGUAAUAAGACUUACAUGUACAACGACCUGUUUUUCUAUAACAUCAAGAAGAAGGAGUGGAUGAAGGUCUCUGCCCCAAAUGGCCCUGCUCCCAGGAGUUCUCAUCAGGCAAUAACCUUAAAACAGGGAGGAGGGCAGCUGUGGAUAUUCGGAGGGGAAUUUGCCAGCCCCACACAGUCUCAGUUCUACCACUACAAAGAACUGUGGGUCUACCACAUAAAGGACAAGGCAUGGGAGAAAAUCAGUGCCCCUGGAGCCCCUGCCAGUAGAAGUGGACACCGAAUGGUUCACUGUAAAAAACACAUUAUUGUGUUUGGUGGUUUUCAUGACAAUAUCAGAGAUUAUAAAUACUACAAUGACGUGUAUGCCUUUGACCUGGAAACAUACUCUUGGAACAAGCUGGAACCCUCAGGAGCCCCUCCAGCCCCAAGGUCAGGAUGCAUCAUGGCUGCCAUUCCAGAUCAAACCAAGGUCAUUAUCUAUGGAGGGUACAGUAAGGAGAAGGUCAGACGUGACACUGACAAGGGCAAAGUCCACACAGACAUGGUAAUGCUGACUACAGAAGGUAAAGUAAAAGAUGAGAAUACUCCAAUCAAAUGGAAAUGGGUCCACAUGAAACAGUCUGGUACCAAACCCUCAGCCAGAUGUGGUUUGUCAUUGGCUGUCACCCCUGGCAACAGAGCUGUCUGCUUCGGAGGCGUUUAUGACCAGAUGGAGGAUGAAGAAGACUUGGAUAGUUUGUUUUUUAACGAGAUGUACACACUGGAUCUGGAGAGGGGCAAAUGGUUCCCCCUCACCCUCAGAGGAAGAAAAUCCACAGGCACAGAAAAGAGGAAAAGAAGGAAAAAAAAGGAAGAAGGUCAGGGUGAUGAAAGUGAUGAAGAGGGUGUUGAUGAGGAAGACAGUGAUACUGAAGAUGAUGAUGUUGAGGAAGCAGAAGAAGAUAUAAAAAAGUUAAAACUUGAUAAUGAAACAGACAUUCAAAGUGAGGACACGAACUGUAGUACAUGUAGCCAAGGCAAUAUCCAGGGGGUGGGUAAAGGGUCAAGUCAGGGGUCAUGUCAGGAUGGUGAAGAGGACAUCUUCAAGGUCACAAUGGGUGAGAAGCCUGCUGGACAGGCAGAAGGUACGGAGGAGGAUAACAUGGAUGUAGAGGUGUUUAUGCCUCCGCCGAGAAUGGGCACACUGAUGACAGUGCGGGGUGGGGAGUUGUUCCUAUAUGGAGGACUUUGUGAGGUGGGGGACAGACAGAUCACCUUUUCUGACUUCUACUCCCUUGAUCUACACAAACUGGACGAUUGGACAGUGCUUAUACAGAACAAGCAGACACUGGAUUGGGAUGAAUCAGACUCUGAUGAUGAGGAGUCUAAAGGGGCCAGUGGAGGCAAGGAGGAAGAUGAUGAUGACGAAGAUGAUGAUGAAGAUGAGUCAGAUGAUGACAUUGCAGCCAUUUUAGAAGGAUGUGAUGUACCUUCCAGGUCAGAGGAAGAGGAAGUGAUGUCAUAUUUUGAGAGAACUAAGGAAUUCUGGGAAACACAGUCACAGAAAUAUUUCAAAAAGGAAGACCUGAAAGUUACUAAACGAACAAUUACAAAGUUUGCUAAGGAACUGUGUCAGGAAUACUGUGAUCAGUAGAUUUUAUAGUAAACAGAGUAACAUUA